UCGCGUAGGAGAGGUGUUACAUGGGCGUAACGAGCUGCGCCCAUAAUCACCCGCGCAGCUACGUUCUGGAGCAGUUGGAGCCUCCGGGUGCUUUUCAAGGGGAGCCCCAUGUAGAGAGCAUUACAGUAGUCCAUACGGGAGGUAACUUGGGCAUGAGUGACCGUACGCAAGGAGUCCCGGUCCAGAAAGGGACGCAACUGGCGGAUCAGGCGAACCUGAUAAAAGGCAUCCCUGGCCACGGCUGUCAAAUGUUAUUCUAAAGAUAGCCGUGAAUCCAGGCGGACACCCAAGUUGCAGGCCCUCUCUGUGGGGAGCAAGAUCUCAUCCCCAAUUGUCAGUGAUUGUACCAGCUGACUAUACCGGGACAUAUAUAUGUAUGUGUGUGUUUGUGUGCAUAUAUAUGUGUGUGUGUAUAUAUGUAUGUAUAUGUGUGUAUGUAUAUAUGUGUGUGUGUGUAUAUAUAUGUGUGUGUGCAUGUAUGUAUGUAUAUAUGUUCCUGGAAGUUGAAGUCCACAGGUCUUAAAGGGGCCAGAUGUGAUUUAAUUAAAUAUUAAUAUUUAUAAUAAUAAUAAUAAUAAUAAUUUAUUAAAUAAUAAAUUGUGAUGACACAUUUUACAUGGGCCUGGCUUAAGAUGGGAACCAUCAAGAAAGAAACGGAAGGUUUAAUACUGGCUGCUCAAGAGCAAGCACUACAAACUAAUGCCAUGAAAGCAAAGCUACAAAAAUCCUCCGACAAUCCAAACUGCCGACUUUGCAACCACAAAGUCAAAACUGUUUCACAUUUAAUAUGGGAAUGCAGCAAAAUCGCACAAACUGAUUACAAAGCUAGACAGGGCUGAGUUGCUAAAUUAAUCCACUUUAUUAAUCGUUAUGUAAAAAAUACGACUUUGCUGUAUCCAAAAAGUCAUGGGAACAUAAAGUGGAAAAAGUUAUAGAAAACGAGAAGGUGAAGAUCUUGUGGGACUUUCGAAUAUGGACGGAUCGUCACUUGGAACACAACACGCCAGAUAUCACAGUUGUCGAAAACCGAUACAUACAAUUUAUUGACAUCGUGGUACCAGGAGAUGCCAGAGUGGAAGAAAAAGAACUGGGAAAAAUCAUGAAAUAUUGCGACCUGGCCAUCGAAACUACACGGCUAUGGAUGAAACAUGUAACCGUGAUACCCAUUGUCAUCGGGGCACUUGGUACCAUGUCCAAGAAUUUUAUAACAUACAACAGCAAAUUGCAGCUUCCUGCAAUAACACCAGCGGAACUGCAAAAAACUGUGCUACUUGGAACAUCGUACAUCUUAAGAAGAUGCUUGGUUGAUCCCACGGACGCUGGCAGCAACCCCUAUCAACCAUCAGCCCCAGUCAAUGGUGGAGUUCUGCCGUUUUUCACUCUUGCAUCGUGGGUACCUGGAGGAAGUGGACUCCUUUGAAUUGCACAAGUCAUGCUGAGGCACUGGGCAAGGCUACGGAGGGGUCUUCCUUGCUUCGUGACCCCUAGAAACAGGGCGCAGGGCACAAUCCCCCCCACGGGGGUCCCCCAGCGUUUCUCCCACAAGCUACAAGGAAAUUCACCGGCUUGGUUGGUCACAUCAGAAAAGAGUAAAGAUUGGGCUGUCCCCAAUCCCAGCUGGAGCCAAGAAAUGAUGAUCCAGUUCAACCGAUUCAUGGAGAUGACGAAAGAUGGCAGAUGGAGGAAGCUGCCAUCUUACCGAAGUUACUCUGAUCAUCUUCCAGAAGGACUCCAGAAGGAAGAACUCCAAAGCCAAAAACGCCGCCUCUUUCUCCGAAAUAUCGACAGGGAAGGCAUGGGCUUCGAGUACGCCAUGUUCAUGAACCUGUCGGAGAAGAGGGUGGCGGCCGUCUUCCAAAUGGGGCCCUAUCUUGAGGGGCCUUCAGGGUUCACCCACGGCGGGGCCAUCGCCACCGUCCUGGACAGCAUGGUGGGGAGCAGCGUCUUCUCCGUCAGCCGCAGGAUAGUGACCGCUAACCUCAACAUAAACUAUAGGAGUCCCGUGGCAUUGGGCUCCGUGGUCCUGGUGGACAGCAGGGUGGACAAAAUCGAAGGCAGGAAGUUCUUUGCAAGCGGCGAAAUGCGGAGCACCGAUGGACAGACCCUCCAUGCAGAGGCCACGGGUCUCUUCAUCGAACUGCAGCCCCAGAAAGAAACGGAUUCCAGCAGCUCCCCUUAACAGCCAACCACAGGCCCAGCUCUUCGUCCACCUUCCUCUCCCUCGACUCUCCCACUACAAGCCCCUCUCAAGAGUUUCAUCGGUAUCUCUCCUGCCUUCUUUGCCCAACUGGGUGGAACAUCAGCGUGUUGAAAACGGCAGCCCCACACCUGUUUGGCAUGGCGCCAUUUGUCGUGGAGGUGGUCGGCCAUGAGUCCCACAAACUGUAUUUCUUGUUGGGUUGUCAGCUCACACGUCUGACCUUGGUGCCAUAGUUCAUAGAAAAAAAACCCAGUGGGUGUUUUCCGGCUGCUUUCGAACUCGCUCCCCCCUUUCUUGGCCCUUCGAGGAUAUUUAUAUUUUUACCCUUUCACAUGUGGCAGAUGUUUUUCUUUCGAGGCGAGCUUCCGAACUGGUGGAGUUGAAGAAAAAUUGGACUGUGUGAGGGUCGUUGGGGAGGUGGGAGGUCUCUCAGCUGGGUGGUUUCCUUCAGACGUUUCUGGACCCAACUAUGUACCGUCAUCAAUGCUUAGAAAGGGUGGGGUUUGCGGAGUGGAGGAGGAAGAGGAGGACUCUCAAAAGCGACAAUUUAACCCAGGGGUCGGCAACCUUAAACACUCAAAGGGUCACAAAGGUCCUGACCAGAAGCCCCCCUCCCCUUCAAUUCUGGAGCUGACCGGAAGUCCGCUUCCCCCACCAUAGAGUCUCCUCCUAGUGCAGCAUCCUUUUUCCUCUACCUGUCCUAACCGAAAGCCCUAUCAAUUGUGGAGCAGACCAACGAUGGAGCUGCAGCAGAGGGAUGAAAGAGCCACACGCGGCUCCAGAGCCCACCGAUUGCCGACUCCUGAUCUAACCUAUAUCCAGAUCGUCACUUUUGAGAGCCGCUCUUCUUAACCUUGGGGAUGGUUUCAGAGAAUGAGUGACUUCAGGAAGGGAGACCCCAGGUGCUUUAUUGUCCAAUGGGGCAGCAUUACCUGGUUGCUCCCUUCCUUUUGUCAACGACGCCUGCGAAGGUUUCUGCCCAUGUGCUGGUUAUCACAGCAUCCCGCAUUCCCCAUUGUCUGGGCCUCUUCACUGGGUCUGCUCGGAGUUUGUGGGGUGCAUUGACCUUACGCCUUGUUAAACGCCUACCUCUGCUCCGCCUUCUGAGCGAAGGAAGGAUUGUUAGCACUUAAACCUAUUUUUACACAAAGUAUUUUACAUGUUGGCUUGAGUAACCGUGAGAUUGCAAAUGACAAAUUAUAAAUGUAAUUUAUUCUCUUA
Molecule: messenger RNA, 3421 nt
Organism: Pantherophis guttatus
Lineage: Eukaryota; Metazoa; Chordata; Lepidosauria; Squamata; Colubridae
Product: acyl-coenzyme A thioesterase THEM4-like
Source: RefSeq, a predicted model, not a curated record